Molecule: messenger RNA, 6501 nt
Organism: Eriocheir sinensis (Chinese mitten crab)
Lineage: Eukaryota; Metazoa; Arthropoda; Malacostraca; Decapoda; Varunidae
Exons: 4
Coding region: 47-1630 (527 amino acids)
Source: RefSeq, a predicted model, not a curated record
CGCCUGCCGCCUGCCGCCGGCGGAGGCCGCAGGGGUGCCUCAGCGUAUGAGGCUCAGGUUUAGUAAGAGCCGCGGGGGUCGGAAUGUCGUCUCUAAGUUAUCAAUGAAGAGCGGGGCGGCUGCGCAGUGGAGUGCGUGGGCGGCAGUGGGCGGGGCGUGUCGCCGAGCCAAUGGGAGGGCAUGGCUCCUCGUCCACAUAAUCGCGGGACGUUCGGCGGGUAGGAGCGACUUCAGUCAGUGUGUGAGGGCCCUUGGUGAGCGGCAACCAGCACCAGCCUGCACUCCCUGCCCGCCUCACACGCCGCCCGCCGCCUCACCGCUCCUCCUCACCUCUCCGCGGCGGCCGCAGCAGCACCUCGCCAGCCCUCGCCUGCAGCGGCAGCAGCAGCGGCGGCCACCAGUCCGGGGCAGCGCGCCUUCCUCCCUCACCCUGGGCCCUUCGGGUGCACGGCAGCGUUCGGGUGCCCUUCCUCCCUCCCUGUCCCUCCUGUGCUCGGUGGCCCCUGCCAGGCAGGCCAGCCCGCUUCCCCCCACGUCCCCGCCCCACAACACCACGGCCGCCCCCCAGCCGCCCCACACACUGACCACGGGGGCCCACCGCCGCGCCAGGCCGGCACCACCACCCACGCCCUCGUCCUCCCCCACGCCUACUACACUGUCGCCACACACACACGUGUGUGCAUGGCGUGCCGGCAGUGACCGGGGCCCCAGGAUGCUCGGCGGUCUGCUGGCGGCUGCCCUCUUGGCCCUGGCGGGGCUGGCCUGCGCCCACCCUGACACGGACGCCACGGACGCUCUGGACGUGGGCGUCAGCAAACGUGACCUCGAGUUCAACCAGUAUGUGCCGGGCUACAGGCGGCGGGGCGAGCCGUCCUGCGAGGAGCUGCGGGAGAUGUGGCGGCUGAGCAAGCGGGAGGCGCGGCGGGCCACCACCACCAACCAGCUGCCGCGCCGCACGCAGCACCCCACCUACGGCAGGCUCAUCCCCUUCGCGCCCGAGGCCAAGCCAUACUCCAUGGCCAUCUACGGCACCCAGAGGCCUUACCUCCCCGCCAAAGGCCACUCGCCCAGCCCCUUCGACAAGGUGCGCUCCCUCCUCGGCCCGGGAGACCGACGCAACAGGUUCAACCAACUGCGGCGGAUGGUGGCGGCCACGCGCGGCCCCAACCAGUCCUCCAAAGGCAGCAUGGACAACCUUAUAAGGAUCAUGGCCUCCGAGGGCCCCGACCCCCGCCCCGUGGCCCUCGCCCUCCGCGCCACCAAGGACGUGUACCCGCUGGGCCACAAGCCCCGCGGCGAGCCCCCCGCCAUGUCCCCCCGGAGCAUGCGGGGCGGCUCCGUGCAGUACAGCCAGCAGGGCUUCGUGGGGCCGCUGCUGCCCGCCGACUCCAGACUGCCCUCCUUCACGCCCUGGCAGCCCGCCGCGCCGGACCCCUCCCUGAGGUCCUGCGAGGAGGUUCAGUGGUCGUUCUGCCGCGCCAACUCCGACUGUUCCUGCGCCGGCCUGUACCGCUGUCACAAGGGGAGGUGUAAAGUGUCCUCCAAGCAUCCAGUGGUGGAGGACGCCCGGGGGUCGUGGUACGCUGGGCCCCUGGAGGCGAAGGACCUGGGCGUCUGGAGCAAGCGCUAACGUGCCCCGCCCGCCGCCACGCCCCGCGCCGCCGUCGAGGGCUGAAGAAGGAAAAUAGCAACACAUCCUGGUCUUCCUAGUCUUCUAAAUAUACAAGACAAAAGCGAUUCACCUUGUGUCGUGCCAAAAGGGGAAAUCGCCCCCCUACCUACUUACCAGCCCUCCUCCUCCUCCUCCUCCUCCUCCUCCUCUUCCUUCCCUCAAGUCAACUGUGUGUCACGAAGAUUGUCAGCUGUUAAAGUUUCAUAUCAAACCUUGAGAAGAGCAUAUCACGGCCACCAUAUCUCGUAAGGGGAAGAUUAUACUAGUCACCCUCCGUUGUUUGUGUACCGAUACCACGAUGAGGUCAACUAUAGAGGUCAUUAUACUUGCCGUCAAAAUCCUCUUCUCGCCUUGUCUUCCUUCUACCUCGUUUGGACUCCCUGUGUGUUUAUUUUUGUAUUGGUUUAGUCCUCCACUACACGCCGUCACCACCUCGUACCCCGUUUUCUUUCCCGUCGAUCUCCCGUUUUCCUUUUUACCAUCCCUGCGGUGUCGUCAUUGGCUGUCUCUGUCUAGGUUACGUGUGUUUUAGGGCAUACUCUAAUAUUUCUAAACACGGUGCUCCAAAGGUCAUCAUUUUCAUAAUUUCAUAGCUUUACUUAGAGCGGCAGGGGGGGGCUGGAGGGGGCCGCGCUCCCCGCCCCCAGCCCCCCCCCCCCCCUCCCGCUGCAAGCCACCCUCUGUGCGAUCACGAUGUUGUAUAUAUAUUUUGCGAUUCUUGUGAACAGAGAGUUACUUUAGAACAAUCAGUAUUAGAACUCAGAGCUUCCAGUUGAUUACACUAAGAGAGAGAGAGAGAGAGAGAGAGAGAGGCUGUCAUGUUUUAACUAUGCUGUAACUCUGUGAUCAGUGUCCUACCCUCCCUUCCUUCCCUCCCUCCCCCUCUCUCGCCCUCCUCUCCCUCCCUCCCUCGCCUCAACCCUCGCAGUCAGUGUGUUGAAGUCCCCCAUAUGUCCUACUCCGUUUUCCCUCACACUAAACAACACUUAGUCACGAUCAAUCACUUAAUUUAGCAACAGGUCAUUCCCCAUUCCGUAGUCACCCCCUCCCCGACCCUCUCUCCAUCUCAUCCCCACUCCUCCCCAAGCCCUAGGUGCCCCGAACAGCCCAUCCCCCGCCCAGUCUAAAGGCAGAACAGGCUGGUCAACGGAAGCCCCCCUCUCCCCCCUCCCCCCCUCCCCCUAUACUGAGAAGGCAGGCAUCAGUGCGGCGGUGAGCUUCAAGGGAGGGAGGACGGCGGCGCCUUCUUCGUCGACUUCAGGUGGGGGAUGCUCAGGGCGUUAGGGCUUCACCGGUUAGGGCUGUCGAUGUGCGCGUUCGGGCUUCCUCCAGCAGGCUUUUCAGGGCUUCCAGAUGCAAAAUUCCACAAAAUAUGCAUUCGGGCUUAGGCUUAUGUGAGGGUGUGUGUGUGUCUGUGUGUGGGUGUGUUUGCUGGAUGAAGGAUCGAGGAAAGGGCUUGUUGCUGGCUCUUAAGGGGACCGUUUAAAGGAAGUCGUUAUCUAAGGGAUCGUUUUAAAGGGGAUUUCAAGGGACGAGCAGAAAGGGUCCCGAUGUCUUUAAUUUUUGAGGAAGCCCACGCCGCCGCCAGCCCUUCCCCCCUCUCCCCCUUAUUAGAGAGAGAGAGAGAGAGAGAGAGCAAUCCUUAAUCUCAGUUUAUUGACAUACCCUUAAUUUAGAGAGAGAGAGAGAGUAAUUAAAAGACAGCAAAACCAUCAAUAAUCAAUCCCAGUUUAUUGCAACACGUAAUUACUUCGCUACAUGACCUUCAGAAAUAUAACGACCACUCCGUAAUUAAUCUGCGGACUAAUAACGUUGAUUUUAACUACAUAUUCAUUAGUUUAUUUAUAAUAUUCACUUCUGUCAUAUUUUAUUUUAUUGGCUGGUAAUUUUUCCUGACUAACUGAUAUUUGUAAGUACGUAAUCACUAUAUUUUUUUUCUUGUAAAGAAGAAAACGAGAAAAAAAAGAGAAAUUAGAGAACGAUCUGUCUUCUAAUCUCAUGUUUUUUGGUUCACUAUUCUUUUUUUUUUUUGCCUGAUAAAGAAGAAAAGCGAGAAGAAAACCAGAAAAUUUGAGAACGAGAGAACGAGAGCAGUCUUCUAAUUUCAUGGUUUUUGGUUCGCUAUUCUUUUUGUCUAGUAAAGAAGAAAAACGAGAAGAAAUAAACGAGAAAAAAUUACCAAACGAGAGAACGGGCUGUCUUUUAACUCGGUGGUUGUUGGUUCCUGGUAUACGUGUGUGUGUGUGUGUGUGUGUGUGUGUGUGUGUGUGUGUGUGUGUGUGUGACCCUUUCUUCCCCUUCCCCGCCCUCAUUCGCUAACUUCAAUCGUAGCCAAUUUAACUUCGACAACCGAUAUAAUGCGGUUUGACCCUCCCCCCUUCCCCUCCCUCACCCCCCCUCUACCCACCACCACAACCACCACCACUAUUGCAUGUCCUAUUGUACCACUACUACUACUACUACUACUACUACUACUACCACUACAAGUCUAAAGGUAUUCUAACUUAAUCACCUGAGAGAGAGAGAGAGAGAGAGAGAGAGAGAGAGAGAGAGAAAGCAAACAAUCAACUCACUUCAACACACCGAUUGCCUUCCUCUUCCUCCUCCUCCUCCCUUUCCUCCUCCUCCUCCUCCUCCGGCAGAUCAGUCGUCUCCUCCCCAAGUGUAUACUAGUUUAGAACACGAUACAUUCAUGAUAAUACAUAUAUAUUUUUAAGUUAAUUCACGUCUCUCGCUUAUGACGUGUGUGUGUGUGUGUGUGUGUGUGUGUGUGUGUGUGUGUGUGUGUGUAGGUUUAGAUGUAGCGGCGCUCGGAGUCACGUAUUAACUAGCGUUCUUAUUGCGAUGUGUUGUAAGGACGAUUUGGGCUUGUUCAGUGUUGUUCAUAUUUUCCUCUUUUUUCCCCUUUUUUUUUUGGUUCUUCGUCCCGGUGGGUUCGAACCGGCACCGGGGACAACCACACGUCUUCCUUACCUGUGCUUGUGUUGUUGUGCCGACCGACCAACCCGACAGACCCGACUAACCGACCCGACCGACACCCCGACUUACCGACCGCCUGGCUGGGCUCUUUUGUAUCCGUUUUCCAGUUUUGCGUUCUCGAAUUUUCACAUGUAUUGUUUUCACCUCGUUCGCCUCCUCAUCUUCUUCCUCUCUUUUUGAAUACAUAUCAGACUUAUCUCUUACUUCUAUCUUCGUUUCUUCCUCGUUUUCUUAUCUUCCUAUCUUUAUCUUGUUUCCUCUCUUUCUGACAUUUUGCAUUCACGGUUUCCUUCUUCUUCGUGUCCUCUCUCUCUCUCUCUCUCUCUCUCUCUCUCUCUCUCUCUCUCUCUCUCUCUCUCUCUCUCUCUCUCUCUCUCUCUCUCUCUCUCUCUCUCUCUCUCUCUCUCUCUCUCUCUCUCUCUGAAUACAUAUCAGACUUUCUUUAAUCUCUAUCCUCGUUUCUUAUCUCCUUUUCUUCCUUUUCUUAUAUUUUCUGCUCUUUUCUUUUUCUUGCCGAUUUCUUGUUUUCUUCGUUUCCUUGUUCUUCUUCUUCUCUCUCUUUCUUUCUCUCUUAGGAUACAUAUCAAUCAUUUUUCAUCCCUUAUCUUCGUAUUUUUGUCCUCCUCCUCCUCCUCUUCCUCUUUAUCAGGAUACAUAUCACAUCCUUUAUCCUUCUUCCCCUCCUUCCUUUAUCCCUUUCCCGUUCCUUUUAUCCAAUUUCUCUGUGUCUCUUAUCCUUAUUUUCUUUCUCUUCACCCCUUUCUCCUAUCCUCUUCUUCCUCCUCUUCCUCUCUUUCCCGUGGCUGUCUUAUCUCCUUUCCUAUCUUAUCUUCCUUUUCUUCUUUCCUUCCGUGGCUCAGAAUAUCUUUUUCUUCCCCUAUUCCCAUCUUUAUUGUCCUCUUCUUCCUCUCUUCCUCUUCUCUCUUUCUUCUUCCGUGGCUCAGAAAUUUCUACUUCUUUCUCUCUUAUUCCUGUUCUUCGUCUUUUUUCUCUUCCUCACUUUUUUUCCCGUGGCUCAGAAUUCUCUUUUCCUCCUCUCUGAUUCCUGUUCUUCAUCUUUUUCCUCCUCUUCCUCUUCUAUUCCGUGGCUCCGUAUCCGUUUUUUCCUCUCCUUGUUCCCUUUUCUUAUCCCACCCUUCAUUUUCCUCCCUUUCCCUCCUUUCCAUUCCCUUCCUUUCCUUUCUUUCCCUCCCUUCCUCCCCUCCUGGCUCGUUCCCAUUCUGUCAAAUACGUCUCCCUCCCUCCUUCUCUCUCUCUCCCUUCCUCUCUCCCUCUCUCCUCCACUCCCCGUGUCGCGCUGGCCAUGUCACGGGGAGUCUCCAGUGUCCUUGUUGUAAGCAUCGUUGCCAGACAAAAAUUCUUCCCUUCGUCAGUAGUCCACCCCACUUGAAGAACCUUGCGGAACCGAGGACCCUUUUGCGGCACUUCCUUCAGCGUCUUGACCGCCGCAAAGGGUGUCCGAUCCCCCGUAUGGUCUUUAUGUACUUGUAUCUGGCUACUGAGGAAGGGAAUGGACUUGGAAGUGACAGAUAUGGGCCGUACGUCGCUCCUAAGUCACCGUGAGGGGGAGAACCGAGGCGCGUCAGCUGUUCUCAGUAAUACGGUCAUUCCCUUAUACAACCGCCCCGUUCCUCCUCCUCCUCCUCCUCUUCCUCCUCCUCCUCCUGAUCGUCCUCCUCUUCCUCCUCCUCCUCUCCGCAUCACACCACACCUCACCUCACUGUACCGGGGAUCGAGUAUGUGUCAAUAAUAAACUCUAAAGAAUAACAAGGUAAAGGUUAAUGGUACUUCAAGGGACCUCUACUGCAUUCAUUCUGUAAGGUAUUUAAUUAUUAAAUCCUACACUAAGA